Molecule: messenger RNA, 5421 nt
Organism: Anarrhichthys ocellatus (wolf-eel)
Lineage: Eukaryota; Metazoa; Chordata; Actinopteri; Perciformes; Anarhichadidae
Gene: rbpjb
Product: recombination signal binding protein for immunoglobulin kappa J region b
Exons: 11
Coding region: 96-1586 (496 amino acids)
Biological process (GO): regulation of transcription by RNA polymerase II
Cellular component (GO): nucleus
Molecular function (GO): DNA-binding transcription activator activity, RNA polymerase II-specific; RNA polymerase II cis-regulatory region sequence-specific DNA binding
Source: RefSeq, a predicted model, not a curated record
CUCCAGUCUGCUUCUGUUGUCUCGGCGGAUUGUUGGGCGGUGGGAGAGAGAAAGGAUAUCGCGAGUAUUGGAGUUUUGGUGAGAGUUUGUGGAAGAUGGCGCCUGUUGUGACAGGGAAGUUCGGGGAGCGCCCUCAGCCACUGCGCCUAACAAGAGAAGCGAUGAGGAAUUACCUGAAGGAGCGAGGUGACCAAACUGUCAUGAUCCUGCACGCAAAAGUUGCACAGAAAUCCUACGGCAAUGAGAAAAGGUUCUUCUGCCCUCCUCCCUGCGUGUACCUGAUGGGCAGCGGCUGGAAGAAAAAGAAGGAGCAGAUGGAGCGGGACGGCUGCUCCGAGCAGGAGUCGCAGCCCUGCGCCUUCAUCGGCAUCGGCAACAGCGACCAAGAAAUGCAACAGCUUAAUUUAGAGGGAAAGAACUAUUGCACAGCCAAAACCUUGUACAUAUCCGACUCCGACAAGAGAAAGCACUUCAUGUUGUCCGUCAAGAUGUUCUACGGCAACAGCGCUGACAUCGGUGUCUUCCUCAGCAAGAGGAUCAAAGUCAUCUCCAAGCCCUCCAAAAAGAAGCAGUCGCUCAAAAACGCCGACUUGUGCAUUGCGUCAGGGACCAAGGUGGCACUGUUCAACCGGCUUCGGUCCCAAACGGUCAGCACGCGCUAUCUACACGUGGAGGGCGGCAACUUCCACGCCAGCUCCCAGCAGUGGGGUGCCUUUUACAUCCACCUGCUGGACGACGAGGAGUCAGAAGGAGAAGAGUUCACUGUGAGAGACGGUUACAUCCACUACGGCCAGACAGUCAAGCUGGUUUGCUCCGUCACGGGCAUGGCGCUGCCCAGACUGAUCAUCCGUAAAGUGGACAAGCAGACGGCGCUGCUGGACGCCGACGACCCCGUCUCCCAGCUCCACAAGUGUGCCUUCUACCUGAAGGACACGGAACGCAUGUACCUGUGCCUUUCCCAAGAAAGGAUCAUCCAGUUUCAAGCCACUCCAUGCCCAAAGGAACCAAACAAGGAGAUGAUCAACGACGGCGCCUCCUGGACAAUCAUCAGCACGGACAAGGCUGAAUACACCUUCUACGAGGGCAUGGGCCCCGUCCACUCGCCUGUCACCCCCGUGCCUGUGGUAGAGAGCUUACAGCUAAACGGUGGAGGCGAUGUCGCCAUGCUGGAGCUGACGGGACAGAACUUCACUCCAAAUUUGCGGGUCUGGUUCGGAGACGUUGAGGCCGAGACCAUGUACAGGUGUGCGGAGAGCAUGCUGUGCGUGGUGCCCGACAUCUCGGCCUUCCGCGAGGGCUGGCGCUGGGUGCGGCAGCCCGUCCAGGUGCCCGUCACGCUGGUCCGGAACGACGGCAUCAUCUACUCCACCACGCUGACCUUCACCUACACGCCGGAGCCGGGGCCGCGGCCGCACUGCAGCGCCGCCGGGGCCAUCCUGCGGGCCGGAAGCUCCACUCUGCUCAGCAGCAGCAGCAGCAGCAACAACAGCAGCACCCAGGAGGCCGGCCCCGGCGUCUACGGCCCCAACAGCACCUCCAACGCCGGAGUCACGUCCUCGUCCUCCGCCGCCGCGGUGGUCUCCUAACGCACACAGGGGGCCACUCGCUACUAUAUGCCUUGAGAGCAAAAUACCACAAGGUAUAUAACUGACUACGGGGGAAGUAACAAACGAAGACUCACUCUAAAGUGCUGCGUGUUCAUUUUGGAUACAAAGAAGCUGAAAUUUUGGCGGGAGAGAAAAGGAGCAAACGCAGGGGGGGAAUCCGAUGGGAGGAGUGACAUCACAGCGCUGUCAGCCAAUGGGAAUCCUUGACCACCCCCCCCACCCCCACCCCCACCCCCCUUCUGUGGUUACUUUAGGGACCUGGAGUGUGGAAUGAGUGACAUUCCUGCAGGCUCGGAGCACCAGCACCUUUUCUGCGGCUGUGAGAAUGGAAACCACAACAGCAAUACAUCCACCGUGUACAAAAAAACAAAACAAAAAUCUCUUGAAAGGAACGUAUAUUUUUUGCGCCACCCCUCCUCCUCGUCCUCCUCCUCCCAACCUCCUCCCACCACUUGUUUUAUAAUUAUUCCUUUUUUUUUUUUUUCUUUGCAUUGAUUUGUGGUUUCCUGAAGGGGGGGCUGGAUGUAUUGUUGUUGGAGGGACAAAGGAUGCAGAGGGACACACAUAAAACGUGACGAUAACAUAGUUUUUAUGGACCAAGGAUCUUGUAUAAGCUUUAGUAAAGGUACAUUUUUCUCCAUACCUUUUUUUGUAUUAAACAUAUAGUACACUUUUGUUACCAAAUAGUUUCUAUUCUUCCUCUGAGCUUUGGGUUUUGUUUUCCCCCCUUUUCGAGGUCCAAAAUCCCAACCUGUAUGUUGUUGCGACCUGACGACAAAACGCCUGUUUUUCAGUCUUUGGAUUGAACUUUUUUUUUUUUUUGAUACUCUUGCUUUUUUGUUUUGUGUUUUUUUUGGGGGGGGGGGGGGGACCUCAGAGGGCCUAUGUUUUAUCAUUGGUUUUUAAUGAAGUCUUUAAAAAGAAAAGCUUUAAGCAACGCCUCUGCCUUGCCUGCAAUACUCUAUGUGCGCUAUGUCUCCUUUUUUCUUUUGGAAAGUAUACACAUCAGUACAUCUCACAUGGAGCCAUAGCAACAUUUUGCAGAAUACGUGAAAAGAAACAAAAAAACUUCCACGGUUUACGAAAAUCAAGUCUGUUUUGUUUUUUUUUCAAACUAACGUAACAAAGCGUAGUCAUUGACUUCAAGAGGAUAGCCUUAGUACUGUAUAUUCUUACCGUGUACACAGUCGCUCACAUAUCUAAUAUCCUGUACCUGUUGCUCUGCUGGUCACUGUUGGCGUAUCAUGAUGUAGAGCUGCACCUAAGCGAGGGGUCUUCCGGUGUAUGUGCUGGUGGCGUUUUUAACUCCAGCGGGGUUUUCCCAAAAAAAAGAAGAAGAGAAUUUUGAUGUGGCCUUACCGAUAACUUCAAUUACAAAAAAACAAACAAGUACUUCACCUUACGUAUAUAUCUGCUGUUUACUCACCUCGGAAGAACCUGUGAAUAGCACACAAAAACCAAGCUACCGCCUCGCUUCUCGUCACAGGAACCACCUCGUCAUGCAAAAUGCAGCCUUUCCGAAGGAUCUCUCGGCCUUCGUCUUCCUUGGUGUACAAUAAUAAGCCCGUUUUUUUUUUUUUUUUAUUCUCAUGCGGUGCCCAGCACCUUUUUUUUUUUUCUUCCCACUUUUGGUACAACGUCUCACGAGCGCCGUCGGCUCUUUUCAGCCUUUUAAAACAAAACAAAACAAACAAAAAAAAAAGGAUCUCCUGUGGUGUAUUAUCUUUGCAGAAGCUUGUGUACGUUGUUGACUCACUGUCCCGAGUAGUUGCACUCAUCUGUGUUCAUGGUGAUCGUGUCUCCUGUAGGAGUAUAAAAGGCCUUCUAAAUGUGUGUUAUUUGAAAAGAUGUGCAAGAACAGCAAUAUUGUACAGGUCAUUUCAUCGUCUUCUGUCCCGCCUGAGCACUAGUUCACCAGCCAGCAAAGUGUAUAUGUGUGUGCGCGUGUGUGUGCGCGUGUGUGUGUGCGCGCGUGUGUGUGUGUGUGUGUGUGUAACUGUCAUGUAGUUGCUGUAAUGGAAUAUCGAGUCAGACUCGCUCCAUUUCAAAAGUGUGUUCCAACUGCUCUCCCCAAAAAAACAACAAAAGAAAGUAACUUUUUAUUCACGGAGGUGUUUCUGUCUUCCACCACGGUCAAACGCUCAAAGGCAAUACUUGUGAUCUAGUAUUACAGUACGACUGUAUACACAAAAAAACCAGAACGAUACUGUAACUUGAAUGUCUGCUUAAUGAAGUGUUCCCUACAAACAAAUUUAAUAGGAACGAAAAUAGGAUUCGCUUGCACCCCCCUUCAUUGUAAAAAAAAAAAAAAACUAAAUAAAAAAAAAAAAAAAGAUUAAGUUAUGCCCCCGUUUUGCCACCUGCUCGCCCACCUGUCAGUCAUUAAUGUUAAAUGUUUUAUAUUGUAAUAUUGAUAUUUUUUAAAUUAUUGGUACAAAGUCUCCCCUUGUCUUAUGUCAACAAAAAAAAGAAAAGUGCAUUAUUGCCCGUGCUGCCUCGGGUGGCCUGGGAGUGUGUUUUUUUUAUUUUGUGUUGUUCCCGUUCAAAGAGGCCACUUCCUGUCUGUCAGCCUGAACCCUUUACUCUGCAGGAUGGAGGUCACGCAAUCUUAAACUGUAGACUUUUAAACUUUUGAGUGUUUUUUUCUACUAGCUCUAAAAAUUCAGUGAGGUUUUUUUUUUUUAAACAUCUAGCCUCACACCCCCCCCCCCCCCCCCCUCGAGCUUGGAUAUUUUUGGGUUUUUGUUUACAUGCUGAGUCACCUCUUACGGCUAAACCAACCCCUGGCUCCUCUGGAUCUCCUCACGCGAGUCUGAACAGAGCAGCUUUUGUCGCUCUUCACCAAUAAAGAAGGGGGGGGGGUGCUUUUCAAAAUGUGACAAUCUGAGCUGGUUUAUAUUCUCUCUUAAUAAAAGCGUGAUGGGAUAGGGAGGGUAACUCGAUAUCAAGCGCGCAAAGGGAACGAAUCAUCGUCAAAAGGGGUAAAAAGAAAAUGUUACACGCCUUCUUCCACAAAUAUCUUAACCGGUUUCUCUCUCUGUGUGCGUGUGUGUGUGUGUGUGUGUGGUCAUGUUUGUUCUACUCUUCCAAAAGCAGCUGUUUGUUGUGUUUUCUUUGUUUUUAUAUCAUGAGCUCUGAACAAUGUUAUGUAUCCUCUAAUAUGCCAAAUGUCUUUUUUAUAUAGCGUAGUUUUCAUGCACUGCUAAACUAAACGGGGGCCGAGUGAGAGGCAGCUUUAAACCCAUUUAAAUCAAACGGCGUGGAAGCCCCCUUCUCUGUCGCACUCAGCCUUCACUUCUCCUUCACACUAUUCGGCUGUUUGCGCUACAGAGCGCUUACCUUUUUCUUUUCCCUCUCACACAUUUCAUCCUCACUCUUCCACCCGCUCACGUUUAUGUACAUUUGGAGUUUUAACAGCCUUUUUACGCUUAGCUUUGCUACAGUUGGAUCACCCUUUUUUCAUCGUCAUAUCCUCUCCUUGUCCAUGUGCUCUCUCGAUCUCUUUCCCUCUCACUGUAUCUGUGUAUUAUUCUAGUAACUGGUAAGCAGAGGUGUCAUUGUGGUAGUGUACUCAGUGCUCGAAGGGUUGCUGAUUGGUAGGAAAACCUUGUGCCGUUUGUAACAUUUAGCAAUAACGUCAAAAACAAAAGGGGACGGUUGUUUUUUUUUUGUUUGUUUGUUUUUUUGAUAACGUACGUUAGUUUUUUGUACAUAUUGCAGCUCCAGAUCAUGCUCAAAUCUGUAUGUCAUUAAAAAGAAGAAAGAGAAAAAAAAAAACGAGAAAAAAAACUUGCAAUAUUGGCAUAAAAAUGAG